Molecule: messenger RNA, 2823 nt
Organism: Neltuma alba
Lineage: Eukaryota; Viridiplantae; Streptophyta; Magnoliopsida; Fabales; Fabaceae
Product: E3 ubiquitin-protein ligase MBR2
Exons: 6
Coding region: 308-2452 (714 amino acids)
Molecular function (GO): ubiquitin protein ligase activity
Source: RefSeq, a predicted model, not a curated record
UCUCUCUCUCUCCCCUUUAAUCUCUCACUUCCUCGCUUCCACCCUUAUUUUCUCGUUCAUGGCUUUCUCAUUUGUCGCCUUCUGAUCAGCUUCUUCUGUGAUGAUAAAAAUACCAAAAUUUGAGUGGGGGAAGAAUCGGAGAGAAAAAGCAGAAGCGGAGGCGUUUCUGCUUGACCCAUUUGGAUUCUCGUUAUCCUCUUCAGGUGUUCUGUGCAGGUUAUUUCUGUGAUCUUGGGCGCACCAUUGAUUAAUUUGAAAGUUGAGAAGCUGAUUAUCUGGUAAAUCAGGUUGGAUAGAUUGAAUUCCGAUGCAAGGUAACAGAAGGACUCUUGGUUCCUUUCCAGCAAUUGUAAGUAUGAUGCAGGAACCUAGUUCUAGUGGCACUGAUAUAAAUCAGCAGACUUCCUUGAAUCACAUGCAAAAUCCAGUUGAUGCUCGGUUGUCAGAUUUUCUGGGAUCCUCUAGUGAGACUGCAUGUUUACGCAACAGUGCUCCUGAUGUUCAGAACUUUGAUGGAUGGAAUGCUGGUGAACCUAGUUCUAGUAUGAAUCUUCACAGUCACGUCAAUAAUGAUGGGCUAAAAGCAGAACAUGGUUGGUCUUCUUCAUGUGGUGCUUCUGCUGAGGAUGUUCUCAGACCAGAAGAACGGCAAUUUGAUCCAAAUAAUGUAACUUUCCCUGGUAACUCGAAUGCCAACCUAUGUGGAAAUCAACCCAGAGUUCAGCCUUUCUUCUUGCAAGGUUCCAGCUCCAACCAUGGAACCCAGGAUGCUGCUUUAAAUAUGGGUUCCAUUGCCAGCCCUCUUAAUCAUGGGAAAGGAACAGAACCUUGUACCAGUGAUAGUAUUCACAAUACAUAUGGAUUCAAUAGUAAGCAUACAUCAUUUGUCAGUGCUUCAUAUGAUCAUGUAGGAACUUCAUCUGGAAGCUCUGGUUACAUUGUUGGGGAAGAUAAUGAUAAUUCAAGCUCUUCUUUGGUUAAUUGGGGUUCUUCCUGCAAGAGAAAGGCUCUUGAAAGUACUUCUGGGCAGAUGUGUAAUGGAGGAAGUUCAAGCUCUUUUCUAGAAGCUGAAAGCAGUUGCUGGCGUACUGGGACUCUCAGUUCUAAUAUUGCUUCCAGCAGUUUAAAUUUGUCUAGACCUUCUGAGGAUGUUCCUAUUAAUAAUCCUCCAGUAGAGCAGAACCCAAGAAAUGAGAUGAGGCACAUAGCUUCUGAUGCAUUCCCUUUGAUAGGAGUUACGGGAAAUGUGAACAGGCCUCUGAGAAGCUUUGAUAGGAGGAUGAAUUAUCCACAGCGACAGGAAUCUAGGCAUCCUAAUCAUUCUUCUUCCCACCAAACACCUACCUCUCAUCCAUUUAAUGAUUCUCUAGAAUUAAGGUUAACAGCUGGAGUUACAGCAAGCAAUUCUAGUUCUUUUCAGUGUCAGUCACAUGUUACGCAUGUUCCUGGUUUGCCAGGGAGCACACAUUCUCUUCCUUGGAGUGGAGCUUCUAGUUCAAGAGGUGCAAGUUCAUCUACUUCUUAUAACUCUGCGGAAAGAGAGCUUCGGGAAGAAUUGAACUUAAGAAUUUUUCCAAGAGACAAUCCAGAGCACCCCAUCCUUGCACCUUCAUCUUCUGGACUUGACCCUACCAGCUGGCAUAUUUCAUCCGGCAAUGUGAAUAAUUCUGGUAGUGCACCUCCUACUUCCUGGAUUGGAUCCAGUUCAAGUGUCAAUUCAUUACCUAAUCCAAGCUGGAUUGUUCCCCAUGAAGUUCCAACACGGAGGCAGCUAACAUUAUCAGAUUUCAGUCCCUGGUCCUUUUUUCCAUCGAUGAACUCAGUAUCUGGUAGUCAUAAUGUUCAUUCUGCCUCAUCUUCUACUUCUUCUGGUCCUCCUUCCUUUACUCCAGACAUGAGCAGCCACCACUCAUAUGCAAGAUUGGCAUCAUUGAUGGAGAGAAGAGGUGAUGAAGUUCUUAGUGCACCUCACUCAUUGCGUGCUUUAGCUGUUGACAUUGAGGGGAGACGCCGAUUGAUAUCUGAGAUUCGUCAAGUCUUAAGUGCAAUGCGCAGGGGUGAGAACUUACGAGCUGAGGAUUAUAUGCUCUUUGACCCGUUCAUAUAUCAUGGUAUGGCUGAACUACAUGAUAGGCACAGGGACCUGCGCCUUGAUGUUGAUAACAUGUCUUAUGAGGAAUUGCUGGCAUUGGAGGAGCGCAUCGGAGAUGUGAGCACUGGAUUGAGCGAGGAUACCAUUAUGACGUUGAUGAAACAUCGGAUCUACACGUCUGUCAUGACUGAGUCUUCUACAGAUAUGGAACCUUGUUGUAUCUGUCAGGAGCAAUACGCUGAUGGGGAGGAUGUAGCCUCACUAGAUUGUGGACACGAAUUCCACACCGACUGUAUCAAGCAGUGGCUAAUGCAGAAGAACCUGUGCCCUAUUUGCAAAACAACAGCCUUAGCAAGAUGAUGGAGAAUCUCUAUCAAGUUGAACCUGAAAGAACUGUCUUUUAAGACUUUAGACCUUAGCUUUAUUUCAUUUGAUGAACUUGCUGCUCCUUAUGAGUGACAGGACUUUGCCAUCUGAUGGAUAGGAAAGGAAACUCAAUUAAAAAAACGGUUAAAAAAGACAGAGUAAAGAAAUUGGUGCUUGAGUAAUAGAAUUCUGCAUAUACAUUUUCUUUUCUAAAAAAAAUAUGGAUAAUUACAGUUCAUUUAUGAUGUAAAAACCCUUGAACUUUAUCUCAAUUGUAGGUUUAUUGUUGAUGUCUGUUGAUGUAGAAUACCUUGUCUGCCUCUACUGGACACGUACGUGAUAUGCACUGGCCUGCUUUAACCCAA